AUCGGAAUGCGCGGUAAAUUUCGACGUUAUAAGGUUAAGAAUAAUAAUAAUAAUAAUAAUGAUGAUGAUAAUAAUAAUAAUAAUAAUAAUAAUAAAAAAACGAAGAAUAAAAAAGAAAAAAGGCGAGAUCAAAUUCGUUCUUAGGUGUAGUAGACGUGAGACGAGGAGAAAUGUCAAUGUCAUACGUAUCAAAUUUUAUUGAACAGGGCAAUGCGUUUCCUGUAUAUCGUCGUUCCCUCCGCAAUAACGUAAACGUGUGCCCCAGGUUUUUCUGGUUGGGAUGCCUUGCGGGAGACUUUUUCCCAAAGGGGUAUAUAAAACCGUGUAACGAAGGUAGAUGAACAACACAAUACGUAGGUACUUUGGCGAGUACUGUUCACUUCGGCAGCGCUAAGGAACCAACAUAAUCCAAUUAUAAUAUCUCACUCUUUGAGUUUCAUCAUGAAAUUUCUCAUCGUAUUUACCGCCAUAUUGGCUAUUGCCAUUGGUCAUCCUGGAGUCAUAUUAAAUUCAGCCCCACUUGCCUAUGCAAGAUUAUUACCCGGUGCGCCAAUCGGAUUGGACGGACGAGUAGUUGAUACUCCUGAAGUAGCUCUGGCGAAAGCGGAACAUGCGGCAGCUCAUGUCAACGAAAGGAUCAAUCUUGCCAACGAAGCUGUUAAAUCUACUGAAGUUCUCGUACCCGCGACAUAUGGUGCACCUAUUGUCGCACCUCUUCUUAAUCCGGCAUUAUCAUUAACGGCAACUAAAUUAACCCCAGGUGCACCAAUUGGUGCCGAUGGACGUGUCGUUGAUACACCGGAAGUUGUCAUUGCCAAGGCCGAACAUGCUGCCGCACAAAUCAACGAAAGGCUGGGAUUGGCUCAGGAGGCUGUCAAAGCGACAUCCGCUGAUCUUCCGUUAGUCGUAUCCUCGCCUCUAUUAUACGCGAAAUAUGAACGAAGGAGGUGUAUAUGUGAUAGGAGCAGGAGGAGGAGCAGCAGCAGCAGCAGCAGCAGCAGCAGCAGCAGCGGCAGCGGCAGCAGCAGCAGCAGCAGCAACAACAACAACAGCAACAGUAGUAGUAGAAUUACAAGCGAGUACUGGUUAAACCAGCAGCGCUUUGAAGAAGAAGAAAAAAAAAGAAAGGAAGAAAGAACCCCGUUCCUCACAACCCCCACUCACCACUUACAACAGGUCGUCAUGCAAGUCUCGAUACUCUUACUGAUCGCUAUGAUCGCGAGUACCAGGGCCGGUUAUAUCGCUCCCGAUUCACCCUCAUUUUAUGGCGAGCCACAAUUAGAAACCCAAAGAUCUCCAACAAGAUUUCCACCACCCGCACCAGUUGGACAAGAUGGUAACGUUAUCGAUACACCCGAGGUAGCACAAGCUAAGGCUGCACACUUUGCCGAAUUUGCUAAAGCGGCUGCAAGAGCCGUCGAAGAGAGCAAGAAUCAAAAGGCAACCUUCGACGAUUCUUCAAAUCCUAGAGCAACCUUGUCGCAAUCAUACAAUAAUUAUCCUUCGAACGUUCAACAAACGUCUCCACCCUUAUACAGACAACAAAAUUAUCAAGCAGCUUAUCAACAAUCUCAACCAGCUUAUCAACAACCUCAGCCAGCUUAUCAACAACCUCAACCAGCUUAUCAACAACCUCAACCAACUUUCCAACAGCAACAACAACAACAACAACCCUUUCCUUAUCAAAACAAUCCUUUACCACCUUUACAAUCUCAAUACAAUCAUCCUGCUGUACAUCCCGUUAAUUCUCCUACUUAUCAACAAACGACGCAAUACGAAAAACAACCACGGCCAAAUUUCAUUAAUCAAAAGAGUAAUAACUUUGGUCCACCUGCAAAAGCUACUUUCAUUCCUGCUCCUCUUGCCGAGGACGGGACCGUUUUGGAUACGCCCGAGGUCGCUGCCCUCAAGGCAGCCAGACUCGCCGAACUCGCCGAUGCCGAGGCCAGGGCCUACAAGUACAGUGCCGCCGCUGCUAGGAAGUUUCCUGGACCUCAAGGUCAAGCUUAUCCCGAAACUCAGGCUGAUGGACCAUCUCCGAUAAAUUACAAUUCGGCAGGUUCGCAAUUUGGUCCCUCUUAUACAAGUGGAUCAUCGGCACAAUCCUUCGCGCCACAGCAAGGACCUUUUUCUAAAUCCUUCCAACCUGGCCAAGGAUAUCAAUCACAUAAUAAUUAUCAAUCGCCGCAGUACGUGUCAAUAGUACUGUCUGUGCUCCUCGUAAUGGCGAGCACCGAGGCUAAGUACAUAUUGGAACCCAUAUACGAAUAUCGUGGACCACCGGCACCCCUAUCGAAAGAUGGUAGGGUAUUAGAAACCGCGGAGGUUCUACGAGCACGUAACGCACACAUGGCGGCACACGCGGAAGCUUUGUCGAGAAUAAGAGAAAUUGAAAGAAACGAUUAUAACGAGAGGAUGGUGAGACCUACAAUGAUGUCACCUAUUAUGUCACCAAUGAUGUCACCAACGAUGACAAUGAAAACUAACACGAGAACGCGUUCGAUUGCUCCGCUAUCGCCCGAUGGCCGUGUUCUUGACACUCCUGAGGUGGCUAAGGCAAAAGCUGCACAUUUAGCUGCACAUGCACGAACAACCUCAAGACUGGCCGCAGCUGCGGCUUCCGCAGCAACGGCGCAAUACCGAUUGGACGUUUACGAUGGCCGUAGAAAUCUAGUAUACCUGGCACCUGUUCGAGUUAAUUAUCCAACUGUAUCCCCGGUAGGAUAUCGAGGACCACCUGCACCCAUUGGACCUGAUGGACGUGUCAUCGACACUCCGGAAGUUGCGAGAGCUCGUGCUGCUCACAUGAAAGCACGAGCCCACGCGCUUGCAAUGCUAUCUCGUCGCGAAAAUAAUUAUUAUUAAAUUACGAACGUGUAGAGAGCGUCCAAUAAUCUAUACUAAGUUAGUUAAAUUUAGAAUGUGUCAUCUCUAUCUCUAUUUCUAUCUAUAUCCGCCUAUAUCUGUCUGUCUAUCUUUCUCUCUCUCUCUCUCUCUCUCUCUCUCUCUCUCUCUCUCUCUCUCUCUCUCUCUCUCUCUAUCUCUCUCUCUCUAUCUCUCUCUUUUCUUUUUUGUUCUUUGUUAGAUUUAAGAUAACGAAGUAACGAUUGGAUCGAAAGUUCUUAGGCUUUGUGAUUUAACAAUCUAAAGAAAUAGAAUAAUUAACUGAAAA
Molecule: messenger RNA, 3172 nt
Organism: Vespa crabro (European hornet)
Lineage: Eukaryota; Metazoa; Arthropoda; Insecta; Hymenoptera; Vespidae
Product: PHD finger protein rhinoceros-like
Exons: 7
Coding region: 442-2865 (807 amino acids)
Source: RefSeq, a predicted model, not a curated record